AUGGCUAGGUUCAGCUUUGGCAUCCCCGGCCGCAGCAAGAAGCAGCCCGUGCCCGUCCCGCCGCCCCUCGAGCACAUGAGCAAGGCUCAGCGAAUCCUCGGUUCUGACCCCCUCUCUCCCACCAGCUGGGAGGAUAGCUCGGCCUCGGGCGUGAGCGCCUCCGUUCCGGAGACGGCCCCUAGCUCCAGCCGCGGCGACGACCCUGCGCGACGACCCCCGAGGGAGUGGGGCGACGAUUCCGACGUCGUGCCUCGUUACCUGAGGUUCGGUACCGCCGAAUACACCGACGACGAAGUCUACUCCCAGUACACCCGCGCCCCGCGUGAGCAACCCUCCGACUCGACCAUCAAGUCUUGGUACGACAAGUCCAAGCAACCGCUGGCCAUCUCCCAGCAAACCUCGGCCUCGGCUAUGGCCAAGGGACUGCCAUCCAAGGCCCAGAGGCUGCUCGACAUGGACAACAUCUACAGCCACACGGCUCAGCCGAGGGACCGCAAGAAGCCUGCUCAUCUCGACUUGUCGCGCGUCGCCAAGCCUGCAGGUCACGCUCCCGGCCGCGACGUCGACUGCGUGAUGAGCCCCGACUCGAUGGCGUCGCCGUCGUCUGCCGCCUCCCCCGCCACCCCAGAACGUCCCCGGCGAUCACGAAGGAGGCUCACGAAGCAGUCUACCCACGAGAGCCUGAAGCGCGAUGCCGCCGCCGCCGCCGCCGCCGCCGCCGCCGCCCCCGCGGCCAACACCGCCCCCCGCCCGGAGACGAGUGGAAGCCAGAGGCAACGCGCCAGGCUGCAGCAACUGCAGGAGCAGCAAGCACAGCUCCAGAGGCGACAGCAGACGGCAAACAAGUUCAGCGACAUUUCCAACCUGUACCGACACUACGAGCAGAUGUCAUUCUCCCAGUUCAUGGACGAGAUCGACGAUGACCCCGACAAGGCUCACGGCGGGGAGGCGCUGAGGAUGGACAAGGACCCGGCCGAGCUGGCACGGACGCUGGAUCUGGCCCCGGAUGCGAAGCCGGUCGGCCACCGGAGACGCAGAGACGACGGUCCUCUCGGCAGCCACCCGAUGCCGGAGAAGGCUGCUUCCAGGGAUGCGCCGCCGACCCAGCACAGCCAGCACUCCCAGGCCAGCAGCAGCGGCAGCCAGAACGGCAUGCACGCCCAGCUCGCACAGGCUCCUCGCCGUGGAUCGGACCAGCUGUCCCCGACGGACUGUGCCAGCAUAUCGAGCCGCCACACGCGCACGUCAAAGGCGUCUUUCCAGCUGUCGGAGCUUCAGGACAAGAGCGUGCUGAUGCUCUCUUCCGACUCCGAGGGGGAUGAUGACGAGACGUCGUACGUCGGCGGGCUGGCCCGGGACAGCGCAUCGAGUAUCGUGCCGGACGCGCCGGCACCCGGAUUCAGAGGCUCGUCCAUGCUGUCCGAUCCGUCCACCCUGGCAUCCGUGGCCUCUGAUGACAGCCAGAGCGCUCGCGGCCGAGGCUCGGUGCAGACGUUCAGGAACACGAGCUCCACCUCGACCGGCUUCUUCGCCAUGCACACGACCCACCUCUCGAGCAAGUCGAACACGUCCCUGCCCAUGACGGCUUCGUCUGCCGGAACGCUCGACAGCCAGCCGAAGCGGGAGAGCUACGGUAUCCAGCAGGCGCGUGCGGUAACCUUGGUGUCGGCCCGUGGACCACGAUCCGAUCCGUCAGACAAGGACGCGGCAGAGGACGACCUCAGCUCCGAGACGGACAAGUCUUCCUCCCGCCGUCGGUCCUCGGCAAGGCAGUCCCUGGCUGCUCCAUCCUCGGCGGGGGCGGCAUUCACACCUCCCCUCAGCCCCUCCUCCGUCGAGUCCUACCUACAGCCUGCGCAGCCCGCGCAGCCCGGAAAGCCCGCGGCCGAUGAGGGCGGGCAGGUCAUGGGCCUGACGCACCAGGAGAAGAUGCUCAUCCACGCUCUGCGCCAGCGCCGCGAGCAGAUGCGCAGGAACGGCCCCCCGGACGCCGCACGCCCGCAGCGUAGCCUUUCGGCCAUGGGUCACCGAUGCAACAUGUCGGAAGCCACCAUCAUGGACGACUGCUUCGGCUUCCCCGCCCCGCCAGCCGAUCGCGGGUUGAGAGCCAAUGGAAGGGUCUCGUCUGCCCAGUCUGCGAACUCGUCGAUCGUCAACCUCACCAUCCCUGAGCAUCCGAACGACAGGAAGCGUGACGGCGAGCCGCCGUCAUCAUCAUCCGCGCAGGACGACGCCGUCUUCCUGGUCUCGCCCCCGCCGUCAUCCCAUCAUCGCAAGGACCCGUUUCAUGCCAGCAGCAAGGCUCUCUCCCGGAAGCUGCGGAGCUCGGCAAGCCACGACUCCUUCCGCCCACGCAGCACUCGGCGUCAACCCACGCCCGUCACCACGCAGCCUAUGCUGGAGGAUGACAGAUCCUGGACCAAGAUGGACUUGGGCGGUCUCACGCACACUGACUCGACGAGCUCGUGGCUGCCUCGGAGCAGGAGCAUCACCAACCCCACCCACAUCAGGAGCUCUCUCCCGGCGCCGCCACGUCCGACGGCGGACUCGGUCCGACGCCAGAACUCGACGGCCACCCACAACCACCACCACCAGGACAGCACCGAGUCUUCAAGGCGGAACAAGGGCCCCGCCCGCAUCACCGGCCGUCACCACACGCACUGGGACAUUGCCGAAGAGGAGCGCCUUCCGGCUCCUCCGACUCGGCCGCACCCACCGAAGUCUCGGUUACCGCCCCAGCCCCGGUCCCAGCCGUGGCGUCUGUCGGCCGAGACGGACAGCGAUGACUACGACGGCGAGGAGCCUGGCAUUCCCAGGCCGGACAGUCCCAUCUCCCCCAUGACGAGGCCUACCGUGAUGGGUGGGAUGAUCAAGCCUGGCGUACGCCUCAGCGCGUUCGGGCCGCCGGCUACGACGGGACAGUUUGCGUGGUGGGGAAAUGAGGAUUGA
This is a messenger RNA of Geosmithia morbida, 2949 nucleotides long. RefSeq lists its product as uncharacterized. The coding region runs from base 1 to 2949 and encodes 982 amino acids. The transcript has 2 exons. NCBI's taxonomy places the organism in Eukaryota, Fungi, Ascomycota, Sordariomycetes, Hypocreales, Bionectriaceae. The record is from RefSeq and is a predicted model, not a curated record.